AUGGCUGACCGUUCCUCGAAACCCCACUGGCCCAACUUCGCUCCCGUCGCACACUACUAUAGUAGGCGGCCAGACAUGAGGAUUGCUGCAUGGAUCGGCCGCCGGUUCAAUUUUUGGAAGCGCAACCCUUUGGAUACACGCAGGCAGCGUGGUGGCGUGCAACAUGCUUUGCAGCAGUUGAGCCUCGAGGAUCUGAGAUCGCUCGACAUUGUCUCGGGCCCGUCCCGCAACAACCACAAAAAGUGUGGGGGUUGCCUUCCAGACUUUCUAGGCCUCCAAACUGAUUUUGCAGAUCAGUUCGAGCGAUAUCGCCCCAGCAACAGAGCCAGUCGGCUCACGUCUUCUACCACAACCAACACCUGCCCGCUUGCGGAACCACUCCCUCAGGAUCCGUCCGCAGGCAAUAGCCCGUUGAAGAGCUUCCUCCAGCCAGCAUCCGAUCAUGGCUAG
This is a messenger RNA of Thermothelomyces thermophilus ATCC 42464, 450 nucleotides long. RefSeq lists its product as uncharacterized. The record is from RefSeq and is a predicted model, not a curated record. The transcript has 3 exons. Bases 1 to 450 code for a protein of 149 amino acids. NCBI's taxonomy places the organism in Eukaryota, Fungi, Ascomycota, Sordariomycetes, Sordariales, Chaetomiaceae.